CACACAUACGUUUUUUAGCUUCCUUCUCUUUCACACAUGCAGAUUUGUAUUCCUCAUUCGAAUAAUCUGCAAAAGAUAAAUGGCCAGUAACAGGGUCCACGCUGCUUUGCCUGACCCUCCCAGUCUGAGUGAAGAGGAGAACAAAGAAGAAGAGAAGGUUUUUGGGAAUAUAUUUGCUGAGUUAGAAUCUGUGGACCUGCCCCUAGGAACCACCUUAAGAUCUAUUUACGAUGACCAGCCCAACGCCCACAAGCGCUUCAUGGAAAAGCUGGAUGCCAGGAUAAGGAACCAUGACCGUGAGAUUGAAAAGAUGUGCAAUUUCCACCACCAAGGCUUCGUAGACGCCAUCACAGAGCUGUUGAAAGUCCGCGCUGACGCUGAGAAGCUGAUGGGUCAGGUGACGGACACUAAUCGAAGGCUACAGGAGUCGGGGAGGGAGGUGACGUGUCAGACAGAAGAGGUGAUUCGCUGCCGCAUCCAGCAGAGGAACAUGGCCACCACUGUGGAGAAGCUGCAGCUCUGUAUACCAGUGCUAGAAAUGUACAGCAAACUAAAGGAGCAGCUGGAGUCCAAAAGAUACUAUGCUGCGUUGAAAACCAUGGAGCAGCUGGAAAAGGUCUUCAUCCCCAGGGUGAGUCAGUACAGGUUCUGUCAGAUCAUGGCUGAAAACCUGCCCAGACUGAGAGAAGAGAUCAAGGAGAUCUCCAUGUCGGACCUCAAGGACUUCCUGGAGAGCAUCAGAAAACACUCGGACAAGGUCGGAGAGACUGCCAUGAGACAGGCCCAGCAGCACAGGACCUUUAACAGCGCAGUAGCCAAGCAGGCCAGUACGGGCCACUACAACAAGCCUGUGUACACCCUCAACGGACACACACACACUCACAACGGCCUGAUGAUGGAUGAGGACACAGGAGACGAGGAUGAAGGAGAUGAAGAGAUUCUUACUGCUCAGGACCUAGUGGACUUCUCGCCUGUCUACAGGUGUUUACACAUUUACACAGUGCUGGGUGACCGAGAAACAUUUGAGAACUACUACAGGAAACAGAGGAAAAAACAGGCCCGGCUCGUCCUGCAGCCACAGGCUAACAUGCAUGAGACAGUGGAAGGCUACAGGAGAUACUUCAAUCAGAUUGUGGGGUUCUUCGUUGUGGAGGACCAUAUCCUUCAUGCCACGCAGGGGCUGGUGACCAGAGCUUUCACUGAUGAAGUGUGGAACAUGGCCCUGUCCAAGAUCAUCGCCGUGCUGCGCACACACUCUUCGUACUGUGAUGACCCAGACCUGGUCCUGGAGCUGAAGAACCUCAUAGUCAUCUUUGCUGACACACUACAGGGUUAUGGAUUCCCAGUGAACCGGCUGUUUGACCUGCUGUUUGAGGUCAGAGACCAGUAUAAUGAAACUCUGCUGAAGAAGUGGGCUCUGGUUUUCAGGGAGAUCUUUGAGUUGGACAACUACAGUCCCAUCCCCGUGGAGACAGAGGAGGAGUAUAUACUGGUUGUCAGCCGCUUUCCCUUCCAUGAUGCUGAGAUAGAGAAGCAGGACUUUCCAAAGAAGCUGCCAAUGUCCCAGUCCGUCCCUCAGAUCUACACGCAGGUCAAAGAGUUAAUCUACGCAAGCCUCAAGUUCUCUGAGUCUCUACACCGGAGUUCAACAGAGAUCGAUGACAUGUUGCGGAAAUCCACCAACCUGCUGCUGACGAGAACACUCAGCAGCUGUCUGCAGAACCUCAUCAAGAAACCUCACAUAGGACUGACCGAGCUGGUGCAGAUCAUCAUUAACACCACCCACCUGGAGCAGGCCUGCAAGUAUCUGGAGGAGUUUAUAACGAACAUCACCAACGUCUCCCCUGAAACAGUUCACACCACAAGACUCUACGGCUUGUCCACGUUCAAGGAUGCUCGUCAUGCUGCAGAGGGAGAGAUUUAUACCAAACUCAACCAGAAGAUCGAUGAGUUCAUCCAGCUGGCGGACUAUGAAUGGGGGAUGGCUGAGUCUGACGGGCGAGCCUCAGGAUACCUCAUGGACCUGAUCAACUUCCUGCGCUCCACCUUCCAGGUCUUCACACACCUCCCGGGUAAAGUGGCCCAGACGGCGUGUAUGUCAGCCUGCAAACAUCUGUCCACGUCCCUGAUGCAGAUGCUGCUGGACACAGAACUCAAACAGAUCAGCAUGGGGGCCAUUCAGCAAUUCAACCUGGAUGUCAUCCAGUGUGAAUUGUUCGCCAGCUCAGAGCCGGUUCCUGGUUUUCAAGGAGACACGCUGCAGCUGGCCUUCAUCGACCUGCGACAGCUCCUGGAUCUGUUCAUGGUGUGGGACUGGUCAACGUACCUGGCAGACUACGGCCAACCAACCUCCAAAUAUCUGAGAGUGAACCCAGCUACUGCCCUGGCUCUGCUGGAGAAAGUCUACAGAGGGAUGAAGGACACCAGUAAGAAGAACAACAUCUUCUCUCAGUUCAGGAAGAACGACAGAGACAAACAGAAGCUGAUAGAGACUGUGGUCAAACAGCUGAGGAGCCUGGUCAACGGCAUGUCCUCCUAAACACACACACACACACAUGAGUGACAUGCAUGCAGUCACAUGCACACACUGAACUGCCAAGACACUCACUGAGGGAGGAGAUUUUGGCACAUGUAAUGAAGUAAUACCACACAACACACACAUACAAACACACAAAAGGAACAGAUAGACCGCUUACAUACACACACUUUAUGAAGGCCCAGCAGUACACACGCUGUACAAGGCAUGCAGGGAACAGACUUUCAGCAAAUACAGCACACGCACACACACACACACACACACACACACACACACACACACACACACACACACACACACACACACACACACACACACAUACACACACACACACAUACACACACACACACACACACACACACACACCACACACACACACACACACACACACAGGCAUAUCUCUCCUAACUGUUAUACCUGACUGGAUACUCAAUGUAAAUAACACACAUACUACACAUUUCACUGAACAGUAAUAUAUGUAAAUUAUUUGUAAUGGCUAUGAUAAGACAAACUAUGUUUUGUACCUUAAUGAGAGAGAGAUGAUUGUAGCUGCAGAUGGAGGCUCAUAGAGAGAGGAAGUGACAUCACAAAGUACUGGGACAAUGAGCUGAAAGGGUCCACACUUUUCUCCACAAAUGAGAGGGGAUAAACGUUUCAGAAAGGUUUUCAGUCAACGUUCUUACACACAUCAGAAUCACAAAGUGAUUGUUAAUCUACAGAAAUCUGGAUAUCAGUAAUAUAUAUUUUAUAUAUAAAUAAUAUUCCCCUCAUCCUCUACUCUUAGUAUGGUAACCACACUUACACUUUUUAACAAUAAAUAAAUACAAUAAAAAAAAAAAAACACAUAACUGCAACCCACUCUCUUAAGUGACUUCUGAUCUGGGUCCUAAAGAAGCUGCAUGUUGAUUAAUAAUAAAGACUUUAAUUAAUAACAUUUCUGUUAUCAAACUAUUUAGUUGCGAGUUGUGGAGGCAGUCUAAAUAUACAUUAAUGGUUUAAGUCUGCCAGUCAGCCAUGAAACGGUGGAUACUUUUAACAAAUUUGUAUAUGUGGCUAUUUCUCUUGUAGCCGAAUGGAUAUUGAAAAUGUCAUCAAAACUUCCACUUCAAACCGACCUCUUGACGUGUGUGUGUGUGUGUGUGUGUGUGUGUGUGUGUGUGUGUGUGUGUGUGUGUGUGUGUGUGUGUGUGUGUGUGUGUGUGUGUGUGUGUGUGUGUGUGUGUGUGUGUGUGUGUGUGUGUGUGUGUGUGUGUGUGUGUGUGUGUGUGUGUGUGUGUGUGUGUGUGUGUGUGUGGUGUGUGUGUGUGGGUGGAGCUCAUGGAUGGGUGAAGGAAUGGAUGAUGACGUCUUGAGAGACUGAUGUUCAUGAAACAAGGGAAGUCAUGUUGAACUCCUCGGUGGCUUUGCUUGCUGUUUGUCUUUCUUUUGACGUAAUAUUGAACAUUUAAGCCAACGUCCUGAGUGACGCAGACACUGUGUUUGAACACAGCACAUGGCAGAGAGCUGCAAUGGGGGCGGAAACAUAUGGGUUUGGUCAGCAGAGGCUCCAAGGAGCUGGUAUGGAUGUUUCGUCAUAGAAUACACAAUAGGGAGGGUUUGCAUGAGGUGUUACCAACAUCUGGUUUUAACAUGCACUCAGUAUCUGGAUAUGUUUGGUGUAAAUGUAAAGCAGUAGGAAUGUGAUUGGAUCAGCCCGACAUCAUCUGAAAGUGUUGUCAGAUCUCAGCCAUGUGUCAACGGUUCUGGUAAUAAUACCAAAGAAAUCAGAUGGCUAGCAAGCUUAAGUAUUUAAGUGGCAGCUUUAAUAUAGGAGUGGAGAUGAUGGCGUCCAACAAUAAAUAACAUCCGCCGUCACAUAAUGACGUAUCCUAAAGUCAGUGCAUUGGUAUACUCGUAGCACUGCGGUUGUCUUCUCCUAAGUCCUUUUAAAUUCUCCUUUAUAUCUCUUAUGACCUCAUACCAUGUGUUUGUGGUUAGAACACCACUCUUACCUUGUGUGUCAAAACUGUUCCUCAAGAGUCUUUCACGUUGUUUUCAUUUGUUCCAUUUGUGAACACGUUUUAUGGGAUAUCAUGAUCUACUUUCCUUUUGUUGAGGAUUGUCCUGAGCUGAAGGAGAUAAUAAAGGAAACGUUGAAGCGUCUCUCAUAUCAUCUAGAGAACUCAAUCAGCUCUUAUCAUGGCUGACCCUUUGGUUCUUCUGGGUUAUUUCACUCGGGUAGCAACCUUGCUAAGGGAUAGGAACAUGUUUUGUUGCAGGUGUAAAUGCGCAGGUGAUCAGAUGUUGUCCAGAUACAGAGCACAUGUUACUACCAGGUGGAGAUGACUGUAAACUGCAAAUUCCCCAACAUGUCAACAUCCUCAGAGCGACUGCACCUCAUGGUUAAAUGUGAUGAAUGUGUCAGGUGACAGUGUGCCUCCCUCUGAGCGGUGAAGGACUAUAUUUAUGUUGUGUUGACUGCAGUUUUGUCUUACAACAAACUCAAACUUCUUGAAUCAUGCUUACAAGAAAACAAUAUUAUUGGUGAUUUUAUACAAAACAUAUUUAUAUUUAACAGUUUUAUUCUACAUUCUUUCUUUUUGAUCCUCUGGGUGAAAUGAAACUUAAGAAUCUCAAACCCACCGAUAUUCACAAAGCACAGCAAUAAUGAAUUGGACGAUGCUCACCUCAAACAUUUGUAUAAUAACACUGUUUAUGUUUUGGCUCUGUGCUCCACGUUCAGAAGGCAUUGUUGCACUCAAACUGACUGAAGUGUUUUUCUUUUUGUUUGCCUUUUUUAAAAGUUGCUUGUAAAUGCCAAUGUAAAUAUUGCAUAUUUUGUAAAGAAAAUAUUAGGGCAGUUUGUCUGUCAGAACUGGAGGUUGACUGUGAUGCUCCUCCAGCAACACCUACAGUAAAUAUGUAAUUAAUAAGAGUUUGAAUCUGUGUUUUUUGCUUACAUGGUGAACAGAGUGCCGUGUGAGGAGCUCAGUGACCUUCUCUCCACAUUUGCAUGGUUAAGAUGUGAAAAAUAAGAUGAUUUAUUAUGUUAUAUCUGUAUAACAUUUCAUAUUUAAAUACAGCUAAAGAUUUCUGCUCAUGUUCCGAUCAUUUUACAUUCAGUAGCAACACCUUGCCACCACCCAUUUAUGUUAACUCACAUUAUUUAAUUGACAUUUCCUCAUUAUCUGAAUAGGAAACUUCCAGGCAGCAUAACUUUCCAUACACAAACUGAUUUGUUGUUGCAAAUGAGUUGUAUAUAAAUGUAACAGGGCUGUAAAAAGUGGUACAAUAUGCUAUGAGAAUCAAGGAAUUUCAAUUAAAAGCCUGUUAAUAUAAUGUAUAAUGUGUCACCUAAUCUCCUGUGAGAGAAUAAUGAAAGUGUCUGUGAAUGUAAUGGAUUCAGAUCCAACACAAAACUCAAUACUGAAAACGUGCUUUGAUCUGGAGCCUUUCUGCUAUAAUGGCACACACCGAGACUUUACAUAACACUGCUUGAAUGCCAAUGAUUAUUUCAAUAGGAAUAUCAAAUGUGCGAUAGUUUUUCUUGCCUUCCACAGAAGUGGAGAGAGGGUACAUUUUGAUAUCCAAAGGAAUCCUUGCUUUACCUUUGUCCUUGUUCUCAGUGAGGAGAGACAGAGUUUUCCUUCAUGUGAUGUUUUUAUUUUGUGUGCUGUAAUAAAAGGUUAUUCAACAGGAA
Messenger RNA from Gymnodraco acuticeps, 6215 nucleotides. Its product is annotated as exocyst complex component 6-like. Gene Ontology annotation, biological process: Golgi to plasma membrane transport; intracellular protein transport; exocytosis. Gene Ontology annotation, cellular component: exocyst; membrane. The record is from RefSeq and is a predicted model, not a curated record. NCBI's taxonomy places the organism in Eukaryota, Metazoa, Chordata, Actinopteri, Perciformes, Bathydraconidae.